This is a messenger RNA of Pteropus alecto (black flying fox), 5067 nucleotides long. It is a transcript of the gene SEMA3C, whose product is annotated as semaphorin 3C. The transcript has 18 exons. Lineage: Eukaryota; Metazoa; Chordata; Mammalia; Chiroptera; Pteropodidae. Gene Ontology annotation, biological process: negative chemotaxis; semaphorin-plexin signaling pathway; negative regulation of axon extension involved in axon guidance. Gene Ontology annotation, molecular function: semaphorin receptor binding; chemorepellent activity. Bases 361 to 2625 code for a protein of 754 amino acids. The record is from RefSeq and is a predicted model, not a curated record.
CCGGGCGGGUGCUGUGAGCCGGCCGGGGCCGCGCGCCGCGUCGCUGUAAUCGGACACCCGAGCGCUUUCCCCCCGCUCCCUACCCGGGCCGGCCACUUUCCAUUCACUCCGAGGUGCUUGAUUGAGCGACGCGGAGAGGGGCUCCGGGUGCCACAGCGCUGCUACGCUGAGGAUUCCUUUACAAAGAAAUUCAGAAGACCAGGAAAAAUUUCACCACUGGGACGCUCUAGAAAUUAAGGUCUUCUGGGAAAAGGACUAGAGACACACGCGGAGCCAAACCGGUAGCAAAUUGAUUUUUCCGUACUGAUUUCUCCCCACCUCGGUAUUUUUCCUUGGAUAUUAACUUGAAAAUCUGCAGAAAUGGCAUUCCAGGCAAUUGGCGUGUUGGUUGGAGUAUUUGUUUGUUCUAUCUGUGUAAAAGGAUCUUCUCAGCCCCAAGCAAGAGUUUAUUUAACAUUUGAUGAGCUUCGAGAAACCAAGACCUCUGAAUACUUCAGCCUAUCCCACCAUCCUUUAGACUACAGGAUAUUAUUAAUGGAUGAAGACCAGGACCGGAUAUAUGUGGGCAGCAAAGAUCACAUUCUUUCCUUGAAUAUCAACAAUAUAAGUCAAGAACCUUUGAGUGUUUUCUGGCCAGCAUCUACAAUCAAAGUCGAAGAGUGCAAAAUGGCUGGCAAAGAUCCCACACAUGGCUGUGGGAACUUCGUCCGUGUAAUUCAGGCUUUCAACCGCACUCAUUUGUAUGUUUGUGGGAGUGGUGCUUUCAGCCCAGUCUGUACUUAUUUGAACAGAGGGAGGAGAUCAGAGGACCAAGUUUUCAUGAUUGACUCCAAAUGUGAAUCUGGAAAAGGACGCUGCUCUUUCAACCCCAAUGUAAACACAGUGUCUGUUAUGAUCAAUGAGGAGCUUUUUUCUGGAAUGUAUAUAGAUUUCAUGGGGACAGAUGCUGCUAUUUUUCGAAGUUUAACUAAAAGGAAUGCAGUCAGAACUGAUCAGCACAAUUCCAAAUGGCUAAGUGAACCUACGUUUGUGGAUGCACAUGUCAUCCCAGAUGGAACUGAUCCAAAUGAUGCUAAGAUUUACUUCUUCUUCAAAGAGAAACUGACUGACAAUAGCAGAAGCACAAAACAGAUAUAUUCCAUGAUUGCUAGAAUAUGUCCUAAUGAUACUGGUGGACUGCGUAGCCUUGUCAACAAGUGGACUACCUUCUUAAAGGCAAGGCUGGUGUGCUCGGUAACUGAUGAAGAUGGCCCAGAAACACACUUUGAUGAAUUAGAGGAUGUGUUCUUGCUUGAAACUGAUAACCCAAGGACAACACUAGUAUAUGGCAUUUUUACAACAUCAAGCUCUGUUUUUAAAGGAUCAGCAGUGUGUGUGUAUCACUUAUCUGAUAUUCAGACUGUAUUUAAUGGGCCCUUUGCGCACAAAGAAGGACCCAAUCAUCAGCUGGUUUCCUAUCAGGGUAGAAUUCCGUAUCCUCGCCCCGGAACUUGCCCAGGAGGAGCAUUUACACCUAAUAUGCGAACAACCAAGGAGUUCCCAGAUGACGUUGUUACUUUUAUUCGGAAUCAUCCUCUCAUGUACAAUUCCAUCUACCCAAUCCACAGAAGGCCUUUGAUUGUUCGUAUAGGCACUGACUAUAAGUACACAAAGAUAGCUGUGGAUCGAGUGCAUGCUGCUGAUGGUAGAUACCACGUCCUGUUUCUCGGAACAGAUCGGGGUACUGUGCAGAAGGUGGUUGUUCUUCCUACUAACAGCUCUGCCAGUGGUGAGCUCAUUCUGGAGGAGUUGGAAGUUUUUAAGAAUCAUGCUCCUAUAACAACAAUGAAAAUUUCAUCCAAAAAGCAACAGUUGUAUGUGAGCUCCAAUGAAGGGGUUUCCCAAGUGUCUCUGCAUCGCUGCCACAUCUAUGGAACAGCCUGUGCUGACUGCUGCCUGGCCAGGGACCCUUACUGUGCCUGGGAUGGCCAGACUUGCUCUAGGUUCUACCCAACUGGGAAGCGGAGGAGCCGAAGACAAGAUGUGAGACAUGGAAAUCCAUUGACUCAAUGCAGAGGAUUUAAUCUAAAAGGUAUUAAAACAUAUAGAAAUGCAGCUGAAAUUGUUCAGUAUGGAGUAAAAAAUAACACCACUUUCCUUGAGUGUGCCCCUAAGUCUCCUCAAGCAUCUAUCAAGUGGUUGUUACAGAAAGACAAAGACAGAAGGAAAGAGGUUAAGCUGAGUGAAAGAAUCAUAGCCACUUCACAAGGACUCCUGAUCCGUUCCAUUCAAGAUUCUGACCAAGGACUGUAUCACUGCAUUGCAACAGAAAACAGCUUCAAGCAGACCAUAGCCAAGAUCAACUUUAAAGUUUUAGAUUCUGAAAUGGUGGCUGUUGUAACAGACAAAUGGUCCCCAUGGACCUGGGCUAGCUCUGUGAGGGCUUUACCCUUCCAUCCAAAGGACAUCAUGGGAGCAUUCAGCCACUCAGAAAUGCAGAUGAUUAACCAGUACUGCAAAGACACUCGGCAGCAACAUCAACAGGGAGAAGAAUCCCAGAAGAUGAGAGGGGACUAUGGCAAGUUAAAGGCCCUCAUCAACAGCCGAAAAAGCAGAAACAGGAGGAAUCAGUUGCCAGAGUCAUAAUAUUUCCUUACAUGGGUCUUAUGCUUCCAGUAGCAAAUGGUCUCUCUUCAAUGAUCAAAUUUUGAACAAAGAAUCUUGUUCUUUACCCAUAGAAAAUUUCCUGAGAAAAGUGGUUACAUACUCCUAAAGCGAAUGUUACAUGAACUGAAUUGAGCAUGCAUUUUCUUGUAUGAUAUUGACUAGCACUAGACAUGUCAUGGUCCUCAUGGUGCACAUAAAUAUUUAAAUUAACCCAGAUUUUAUUUAUAUCUUUAUUUACCUUUUCUUCAAAAUCAAUAUAGCAGCUAUAAAACUAGAAUUUUUACGUCCCUUAAUUGAACAAGGGCCAUAACCCUGUGAUCUUUCUUCUUUGCUUUAAGGGUUUAGAUUUCUAAUUGUCACUGAUUUUAUAUAUGAAAACAAAUUCUAACUUUACAACUUUUACAUAGUAAAAGUUGUAUAAAUGCAUGUGACAAAGUAGCUGUCAAGAAAUGUAGAAUAGAAAAAAGACAAGGAAGAGGGCACUAAAAACUGUAUAAAACUUAAGUGAUUCAUAAAGAGAAAAUGAAGUGUUUAUAUGCUUCCAGUGAAGUAUGUUAUUAGUUACUUUUAAGUUUGUAAAAAUUGUCAGUUGCUGGUAUCUGUCAUUGAUCUUUAUUCCUUCGUUUCAGGAAGAUAAAAUGAAUGACCCUCACUAUAAAUACCUUUGACUGGAGUUAUGUCAGUGAAGCAUUUAAGUUUAUAUUCUUAUGCUAUCAUCUUCCAAACAGAAGCACUUUCUUUUUUUGGAAGUUAUUUAAGUUAUUCUAGACUCAGAGAAUAUAAUCUUAUGCUGUUUAAUCGAUUAUUGUGUUUGUUCUAAUUUUUCAGUCUUUGUGGCAAAUUAAACAAUAUAAGAAAAAAAAUUGGAAUGUCAAAAUUUUAUAUGAGGGGGUGAAACCAUCAAAAUGAAAAAAAAAACAACAAAGUAGAACAUACAGUUUUAUUAACAGAAACAUAAAAAAUGUGACUAGUUUUUAGCUUUAAUAAUUAAUUUUGAUGGUUAACACAUUUUUUUUUUUGUUUACCAACUUCAGAUAUCAUGUUGAUUUUUAAGUCACCAAUUCAUUUUUAAUGAUCUUUUAUGUGUGCUGGAGAGGUGUUCAUUUUGUGGGAAAAAAAAAAGAAUCUAGUUUGAACAAAAAUAGACAUCCUUUUCAAAGAAUGUUGGUACAUUAUGUUCACUGGUAUGUAAAUGCAAAUGUGGUAAGUUUUGUGAUAAAUAAAGUAAUUAUCUUCUAAUUGUAUGUUUGGAUCAUUUUGUUAAAAUAAUUUAAUAUUGUAUUUUGUACUCCAAAUAACAAUUAGAUGAAAAGAAACAUAAAAAAUUUCUUCAUAUUUUUACAUUUCUUUUAAAAACACAACUUUUGCUUUUUCAUUUUAUUUAACAUUAAUGGUAUUUUUAUGUUUCCAGGAGCAAACAGAAAUUGCAUCAUGUACCAAUGAAAAUUUAAUAGAAAAGUUUUAUUUGGAGUUAACAAUCCAUGAAGAAUGUAAUCAAGGUAGAUAUAUCACCUUUAUAAGCACUGCAGUAUAAAGCUUUAAAACUAAAAGUCGGUGUCAAAAUGAAUUUGCAGUCAUUGAUUAGAAUCUAAGAAUAUGAUUAAUUAUUUAAGUGAAGAUAAAUUAUGAUAUUUUAAGAGGAGGCUUCAAUGGGGUAAAAAUAGCACUUCAAACACAACAUAGUGUUCCUUUUUUUUUAAAAAAAAAAAACUAUUGAUUAAAAGGUAUUGUUACAAAUGUGUGUAUUUCUAAAGCAAUCUCUAAUUUAUUAUACAAAUAGUUUGCCUGCUUAAGGGGUGUUAUUAAACCUCUUAAUUUCUCCUCUACAUGCACAAAUAGAAUUGUAUGUAAAACCAAAACCAUCUUCUCUGUUUAUGGCCCAUCUAUUCUACAUACUGAGUUGAAAGUACAAGUGUUUUAGUCAGAGAAUAGUGGAAGCUACACAGAACCCCUUGCUUCAUAUAAAUUCAAACUGAUAUAAAAUAAAGGUGUUUAGUUUUGUAAUAUUAUUUGGCUGUUUAAUACCUUUUACUUUGAACAUUAGCAAAUUGUAUUUUAUUACUUUUCUUUUAAAAUUAUAGAAAUGCUUCUCAAACAGAAUUUCCAAAUGUAAAGAAUAUUUUCUUUCUCAAAAAUAUUGUUAACAUAUACUGAAUGUUCGUGGUUGACUGGUUUUAUUUUAUUUCAUUUAACAGUUUGAUGACUUAUGUUUUCCAUUUAUAUUGUACAAAACAUUUCCUAGAAAAGCACUUUUUUUCAAAGUGUAGAUUUGCGAAUAGAUUUUAGCAUGAUGAAACUGUCAUUACGGUGAAUGUUCACUGUGUGUAAGAAAAUAAAAUAAAUGUAGUUAGUACAUUAAUAUUUAAUUGGAUGUUGAAUAAAGCAUUUUCCUGGCAAAAUAAAACAUACCUAAUUCCCCAA